CACACUGUACUUUGCCCAGCCCUAUGAAUGUCCAUUUUGUCUCGAAAAACAUGAAGAACAUCUUACAUUGGCUGCCACCAGAAGGGAUAGCAGAGGAAAAAGUAAACUAUACAGUGAAGUAUUUAAUAUAUGGCACAAAUAAAUGGAUUAAGAAUUCAGAAUGCAAAAACAUCAGUCAAACUUGGUGUGACCUCUCACAUGAAACUUAUGACCAUAAGGAGCUAUAUCAUGCCAGAGUAAAAGCCUUUUCAAAUGGAAACUGUUCCGGCUGGGCAGAAUCUGCACGGUUUAAUCCAUUCACAGACACUAAAAUUGAUCCUCCUGCAUUUUCCCUGUCUUCUACUGAAAACUCUAUUUCAGUCAUUGUGACUCCACCUGAGAAAUGGCGGAGAGGCCCGGAAGAGGAACCUGAGUAUUUGCAUCAAAUAUACCUCAGCCUGCAAUAUAAUGUGACUGUAUUCAACAAAAAAAUUAAGAAAAGGUGGGCCUUCUGUAUUAAAAACAACAGCCUGGAAGUGCAGCAGUUAGAACCAAACACAGGAUAUUGUGUCACGGUGCAAAUAUAUAUUACUCCACUUCUGCUUAGUGGAUUUUCUAAAGAACAUUGCAUUGAUACUCUAAAAGAUCCUACUUUCAAGCAGACAACAACAAUAAUAUUUGGAUAUAUUUUGCCUGUCUUUUUAACCGUCCUUAUUAUUUUGGUGCCAAGCUGCUGUGCUUAUAGGUACAUUCACACAGCGAAGCAAACGUAUCCUAAAAACUUGGUUUUGAAGCACAGUAACCAGUCUGGGGGAGACGUGUUUGUUCCUUCUGAAAAAAUAGUGGUUAACUUUAUCACUGUUACUAUCGUUGAUGAGUACAAGAACUCUCUGGAGAACUCUCAUUUCAUAGAUCAUUCCAAGAGUUCUAAUGGGAUUUGUGAUGGAAACAAUGUUGAAGAAAUCUCAUUAAAAGAAGAACUAGAAGAAAAACAUUCUCCAGACACUUGCCUGACUGAGGAAUUUGAAAAUAAGCAAAAUGGGAGCAGGCUACCAGCGACAGCUUGUGGCUCUCAUUGUACUUUUGGCCAGAGGUACAAUGAAGAGGUUGUAGUGUAUGAGUUUGACAUGAGGGCUGAAGAUGGACUCCCAAAUGAGAACAAACAAAAAGAGCUUCACUUAAAAGAAAACGUUUUUGCUGUAGAGGGAUUGCUGCUGUCCAGCUCCCCAAAAGCACGGUCACCAACUCCUGAAAGAGGACCAUCCUACUACCUUCCAUUUGAUGUGAGAGCACCAAAUAUGUUUUUAGUGCAGAAACUAAGUGAACUCCUUUUGAAUGAGAUGGAGCCUGUGCCAGAAAACCUAUGUAAUGACCUCCAGCCUCCCUUGAUAAAUCUUGUGACUGGGCAGGUGGACCAAGCUUUUUGUCCUGAAUGUGGUAUGGUCACAGACAUUUGUUUGGUACAUGAUCAAAAGGAGCCUUUUUUGGAUCGGGUGGGUUCUGUACCCAAAGAGCCAGAAUCUUUCACAAAGGUCAUGACUAGAUACACAGCCUCGCCAUACUGUCCUCAGUUUGUAACAUGGGCCAGCCAAGACCAACAGGCAGCAAAGGAAGCAGAAGAAAAGAGCUUAAUAGUAGCCUGGGGUCCACAGACAGGGAGACUUUAUCUACCCUCGUUGUCCAAUUUAAAAAAUGAAAUACAUGAACAAAUCAUUGAAAAUCAAAAGUAUGAUGAAUCUCUGGGGGAAAGACUUUUUUGCAAACGUUAUGAGAGACCAUACUCUGAUGAGCCAUUGGAGGAAAAGAAGGAAGUGUAUCUCCAGCAACUUAAAGAACAAUGGGGACUGCACAUACCAACACAGGCUUAA
Euleptes europaea (tarantolino) is the source of this 1847-nucleotide messenger RNA. Its product is annotated as interleukin-20 receptor subunit alpha-like. The record is from RefSeq and is a predicted model, not a curated record. Gene Ontology annotation, molecular function: interleukin-20 binding. Bases 24 to 1847 code for a protein of 607 amino acids. The transcript is spliced from 6 exons. NCBI's taxonomy places the organism in Eukaryota, Metazoa, Chordata, Lepidosauria, Squamata, Sphaerodactylidae.